Phyllostomus discolor (pale spear-nosed bat) is the source of this 3496-nucleotide messenger RNA. RefSeq names its product mediator complex subunit 29 (gene MED29). Gene Ontology annotation, cellular component: mediator complex. The coding region runs from base 1078 to 1680 and encodes 200 amino acids. Gene Ontology annotation, molecular function: transcription factor binding; transcription coregulator activity. The record is from RefSeq and is a predicted model, not a curated record. The transcript is spliced from 4 exons. Lineage: Eukaryota; Metazoa; Chordata; Mammalia; Chiroptera; Phyllostomidae. Gene Ontology annotation, biological process: regulation of transcription by RNA polymerase II.
AAAAAUGGAGAAGACGAGAUUGACAGAAAAGGCGCCUUCAAGUUUUUAAAGGGUAAUUUCUUUUAGCAUGGGUGCUUCAAGUGCUUUAAUAGAGGGAACCAAUUAAUUCAUUUUAGAGAAAAGUGUCCCCAACUGCUUAAAUGAAUGAAGCCAAGUACUCAGUCCCUUUUCAAGGGGGUGUCUUCAAGUGCUUAAUAAAAAUAACCACGUACUUAAUUGUUUUUGGGAAAAGGAUGUCCAGACCCUUGACUGGAGACAUAAGAGCUUAAUCCCUUCUAAAUAAAAUCUUCAAGAGCUUAAUUUCCGAAUUCCGUGGCGGGGAGAAGGGGGUAACACCCCAUCUCUGAAGGAACCCCUCUCCAUCAAAGGUGAGCGCUCCACGACGUCACGGGAAGAAAGACCCAGGGGUCUAGUGACAUUCUAGGUGGAUACCUGAGCCCGACCCUCCGCCUCGCCGAAACUUGGAUAAACGAUAGAGCAAAGCGGUGAAGUCUACCUGUGACCAUCUUCCCGCUGGGCCUGGGUCUGGAUGGUGGGCGCCAUGGCGACGAGGCGACGACGGAGGUCCGAACUGGGCCGCGACUGAGCUGCGGGGAGACAAGGUGAGGCGUGCCGACUUCAACGGACACCACUCCGAGGCAGCGCUCGGGUUGGCGCCCCUGUCCGGGUCGGGUUAGCGUCGGAAAGAGGUGGGCUAACGAGAAUUACAGUGAAGGCUCAAGUAAACCCGCAGCCGCUUAUUUUCAGCUGCGGACCUACCAACUGCCGGAAGGACUGAGAAGCCUGAACUAGUCCCCUCUGGCCGCGAGGCCUUCUGGGAAAUGGAGUUCGAGUUAAACUCACACCCGGAUUGGCCAGGGACUGUUAGAAGGGGCGGAGCUAGAGAAAAGCCUUUUGUGAUUGGUAAAUAGGUUUCAGUCCGGACACCGGAUUCGAGAAUCGUUUUGGAGAGUCCGGGGCCUUCUUUCCUCCCAUUGGCUGAAUCGUUUGAGUGGCGCUACCUAAAGCUGAAGACGCUGAAAAGAAAUCUGGAGAGACGCAGUUGUUAACGCACUUCCGGCGUACUACGUGAGAAAGAUGGCUGCGUCCCAGCAGCAAGUUUCUGCGGCUUCUUCCGCUGCUGGUGUGUCGGGACCAGGUUCGGCUGGUGGCCCGGGUACCCAGCAGCAGCCGCAACCACCGACACAACUUGUGGGGUCUGCCCAGAGUGGGCUUUUGCAGCAACAGCAACAGGACUUCGACCCUGUGCAACGCUAUAAGAUGCUUAUCCCACAGCUGAAGGAGAGUCUUCAGACUUUGAUGAAGGUUGCAGCCCAGAACUUGGUUCAGAACACUAACAUUGACAACGGACAAAAAAGCAGUGACGGACCCAUACAACGCUUUGACAAAUGUCUGGAGGAGUUCUAUGCCCUCUGUGACCAGCUGGAGCUCUGCUUGCGCCUGGCACAUGAGUGCCUGUCACAGAGUUGCGACAGUGCCAAGCACUCUCCCCUGCUGGUGCCCACAGCCACCAAACCGGAUGCAGUACAGCCUGACAGUCAGCCCUACCCUCAAUACCUGGCGCUCAUCAAAGCCCAGAUUGCCUGUGCCAAGGACAUUCACACCGCUCUACUGGACUGUGCCAACAAGGUCACGGGGAAGACUCCUGCACCACCUACAGGCCCUGGGGGCGCCCUGUGAGGUGGCAGGGCUGGGAGGGGAGCGGGCUAGGAGGUGGGCAGGCUGUGGGGGAGAGGGACUGGGAGGGAAUGAAAAGUAACCUCAAAGCAACUUUGUCUCUGGCUUUUCUUUUGGCCUGAGCUCUUGGGUGGCAGCCAGCAGGGGGCAGCAGAGGCCAACAGGGAGCACAUCGGGAAGUGGGUAGAGGGAGCAGCUCUGACUGCCUGCUCUCCUCUCUAGGGAGGGUGAACUUUGGACUGUGCCUGUGGAGGACCUCUUUCUGGGACACAUACUACCUGCACUGGGUAUGAAGCCCUAACUAGGCCCCUCUCCCUCCAUCCUUACCUGAUUCUGCCUGAUGGGCAUGGUCUCUGUCUCAGCACCUUUUCUAGCUGUUUCCUUGUGUGUCUCUGCUGCUUGUCUGUUGACUCUCUCGUUCAGUCUCUUUUUGUCCAUAUGUCUCUCUGCCUUUGUGGUCCUAUGUCUCCCUGUCUCUGACUCUCUUUCCCUUUCAGUCUCCUUUGCUGUCUUCUGGCCCCAACUCCUCACUGGGAUUCUGUGUCUAUGAAAGAGACCAGAUUCUGAGAGCCAGAACCCUUGGGAUACCUAAGGCUAGGGGAGGGAGCUUUCCAGGGGCUAUAGCCGAACCCAGAGAUCCCAGGCACGUCCCAUGUCAGCCCAUCCCCCAGUAUCCUUGGCCCAGGAAAGGGGAAGUAAAGGGGUCUAAGCCCUGAUCUCAGCAUGCCUGGUUGGGGAGCAAUUGAGGCCCCCACCCAUACACAGGGCCUGCGUCAGCAGUACUUAAACUAGGGGUAUUGUGCAAUCGGUGGUGAAGCCUGGCCCAGCUGGAUGCCUGGGUCCCUAUAUUUUUAGCACCAAAGGAGAAGUGAAAAGGCCCCAGAAGGGGUGAAUCAUCAGUCCUGGGGAAGAACCCCAGGCGCCUGGGCCCCAGCUCCAGGAAGCAAACCUUGGGGAGGGGGCUUUGGGGAGGGAGUGCCCACUAGGCUCCCCACUUCUCUGAAAGCAAGCUUUGGAGAGCCCAGCCAUGGCCUUCAGGCCUGGGCAAGUGCAGGGUGGGGCUACCUGCCCAGGCCCAGCUGGUGGGUGUGAAAGGCUCAAGUGACUCAUUCUGGUCCAGGGGACCGCCCCACCCAACCCCUUCUGUGUCCUGAUUCCCAUGUCACCUCCCAGAGGCCUCCUGUCAUAGACCCCACAGCUGCAAGGAAACCCCAGGACCAUAGAGACCUGUGAUCCACCCAAAGCCUAAGUCCCCACACUGGAGUCCUGGGAACUGGCCAGCUGUGUGAGAGUGUGUGUAUCAGGCAAGUAGGACAGGCCCAAAGGAAAGGAAGCUGGCCUCUGGGUCACUAGCUGAAGCUGCUGUUCACAGGUAGAGUUUCCUCAGGGAAACCACACAUCUGCCUAUUUAAUUGACUGAAUCAGCUUCCCUGCCUGACUCCCCAGAUCAUCUAGGGCAAGGGUGUCCAAACUUUUGGCAUCUCAGGGCCACACUGGAAGAACAGUUGUCUUUGGCCACACAUUAAAUACCUUGCAACACAUAAUCACAAAUCUCAUCAUGUUUUAAGUAAAUUUACAAUUUUGUCUUGGGUCCCAUUCAUAACCAUCCAGGGCCACAUGCAGCCUGGGGGCUGUCAGUUGCUUUACUUAAAGUGAACUGAUUAGGACUUUAAUCACAUCUACAAAAUACCUUCAACAGUAUCAUCUAGAUUAGUGUUUGAGUAACUGGGGACUGUAGCCUCACCAAGUUGACAUGUAAAACUGACUGAUACAAUCUAGCCCCUGUUCAUUUGGCACCCAUGUACAUCUCUAUAUUAAA